Messenger RNA from Bufo bufo (common toad), 1077 nucleotides. It is a transcript of the gene PNPO, whose product is annotated as pyridoxamine 5'-phosphate oxidase. The record is from RefSeq and is a predicted model, not a curated record. The transcript is spliced from 7 exons. Gene Ontology annotation, molecular function: pyridoxamine phosphate oxidase activity; FMN binding. Bases 21 to 830 code for a protein of 269 amino acids. Lineage: Eukaryota; Metazoa; Chordata; Amphibia; Anura; Bufonidae. Gene Ontology annotation, biological process: pyridoxine biosynthetic process; pyridoxal 5'-phosphate biosynthetic process.
CCUGACACGUGACGGAUCACAUGACCAUGACGUCAUGGCAGCUCCUUUCCCCCAGGUCUAGCAUGUUUGUGUGUCGAGGGAUCCUGGCACCCACCUGUGUACUGCACACUGCCCGAGCUCUGAGCCGCACCACUGGAAGUGACAUCAUGGACCUGGCAACCAUGCGGAAGAGUUACCGGAGCGACAAGGAGGCAUUUGAAGAAUGUCAUCUAGCUUCCCUUGAUCCCAUUACUCAGUUCAAUGCAUGGUUCCAGGAGGUAUUGCAAUGCCCUUCCAUUGCAGAGCCUAAUGCUAUGUGUCUAGCCACCGCUACCAGGGACGGGAAACCCUCUGCACGUAUGGUUCUCCUCAAAGGCUUUGGUUCGGAUGGGUUCCGAUUCUACACUAACCGGGAGAGCAGAAAAGGGAAAGAGCUGGAAUCUAACCCAUUUGCUUCGCUGCUGUUUUUCUGGGAGCCCCUGAAUCGCCAGGUGCGGAUAGAGGGUCCUGUGGAAAGACUUUCAGAAGAAGUAUCUGAUUAUUAUUUCCACUCCCGUCCAAAAGGCAGCCAGAUUGGGGCUGCGGUCAGCAAACAGAGCCAAGUGAUUCCAGACCGCGAGUAUUUGCGUAAGAAGAAUGCGGAACUAGAAGAAGAAUACAAAGACAAAGAGGUCCCCAAGCCACCUGAAUGGGGUGGUUACAUUGUGCAUCCUUCUGUGAUUGAGUUCUGGCAAGGACAGACAAACCGUCUACAUGACCGAAUCGUAUUCCGUCGAGCAAAGGGAGAAGACACGGGUCCUUACACCCAUCUUGGUGAGGGUGGUUGGGUGUAUGAGCGGCUUGCCCCUUGAGGUAUCAUCAUUCCCAGAUUUUGAAGGAUCAAAGCACAUUGAUGUUCUCCAGCCCCUGAUGAAGAAGCUACCUCCAAUAAUCCAGUAUUUGAUUCUGCCAAAUUACCCACUCACAAAAUGUUGUAGAUAAUUGAGUGCAAUCUGUGUCUUGUGAGCUGUUAAGCUCUUAUCCUAUCUUUUAGGAUAUUGCUUUCAUGUUGUGACUAAUUUGUGCAUGAGGUGACGGAUAAAUGAGUCCUGCAGAGCA